CGGCGCGCACUGUCUUCUGGCCUCAAAAUGUCCGUACAACUGGCUUUUGUUACGGCUGGACCGCGCCAACACUUUGUGUUGCUGCCGUCUCCACUGAUUCCUGGGAGGACUGGGGCGACGAUGCGCGAUGGGUUUCCUGUGGAGGUCCUCCGGUGUACCUCGGACAGUGUGUCUUUGAUCCCGGAAAUGUGCAUCCAAGUCUAGAAUUUCCGGAUCUGAGUGAAUAUACGAUCAUCUAUUACCGACGUCAUCCUACAUCCUCCCUUCGAUUUCACGUCCUUGAGCCACCGACGCCGCGGACAAACCCGCAGGCCCGCAGUCUCGCAUUCGCGAAACUACGAGCGCAUGACUUCACACGUCCUUUGCCAACAGAAAGUCAAGGUAUCGACAGCCUUGUGGUCAAACAGUUCAAUGCAGCACAUGCGGUGCAUGAUAUCAUUGGGGCAGUUGGACUGCACAAGCUCACGUUCCAAUAUUUCUUCGCGGUCGUUGUGACGAUACUAUCGGCCCCGAAACGAUGGCUUCCCACUCCAAACUCUACCUUUGAUGGUCUCAUGGGAGUAUUAUCCGAGCUAUCAUCCACCGCAGCUUGACGCCCGAACCCGACAUUUGGUCUUCCUGAGCCAGACAGCAUAUUCUCUACGUGACCAGGAUCUUGUCGAUGUUUCGGCUUAUGCGCGUCGAUACAUCACUUUCUUCAACACCGUCUGGCUCAUCCUGAACGAUGUCACAAUCGGCGUCGCUUUCGGCUCAUUUUUGUCCGAAAACAGUGCUGCUAUCGCGGGUAUUGUAAACGACUUUGUCCAGACUCAGCUGAUUGGGUAUCUCCUCUCCACGCUGCAGUGGCUCGAUUCUUGGCCUGCAGGCUUGAAACUCAACACCGAGCUCAGUGCAAGUUAUGCCCGAGCUUUUAGUGGAUUGAUCACUGUAUGGGCAACUUGUUUACGACAUCUGGCCCCUGGUCUGCAGACCACGCUUGGAGUUCUCGGCCUGCUCACUUGCUGGUUCGGUUUGAGUACCGGACUUGCAGCUGCAGCUGAUCUGCUGGCCUUUGUUACGAUGCACAUAACAUUAUGUUACUUCGUCACACGGUUCCUCUAUGCGUGGAUGCUGACAACGGCGGGAUCACUGUGGAGACUGUUCCGAGGCAAGCGGUACAACGUACUGCGAAAUCGUAAUGAUACCUGGGAGUAUGACACCGAUCAACUCCUGCUCGGCACCAUCCUGUUCACUCUUCUGACGUUCUUGUUCCCCACUGUGCUUGUGUAUUACGCUCUCUUUGCGGUGCUGCGUUUUGGGACGCUGCUUCUGACCGCGUUGUUGGAGACGCAGAUCGCGCUUAUGAACACAUUCCCCCUGUUUGCUCUGAUGCUUCGCGUGAAAGAUCCAUGGCGGCUACCUGGAGGGAUAUAUUUCCACGUAGGCUCCACUCUCACCAUCAAAAAUCAGCCUGUACCUUUGUCCACCAUCUUUGUGCAAUACGUCCGUCUCUGUGCGAGACUCGCGGCACAUUACAAUCCUCUACGUCUCCUGUGGUGUGUUCUUCGUGGCGACCUGUUGGCGGCUAUACCUCGGACCGAGAUGCUGGUGGAUUGAGUGACUGGACUGGGCAGAUCGUGAGGAUCCUCCCUGGUUCAUGGAGCCUCUCAGUCGCGCGCAGUAAUGUGGCAAGUGCACAUUGAUGCGGGAUACUCGGACAUGGACAACUCGCCGCCAACUGUUUCAAGCUUUCUGGAAAGUCUCCACUGCAUCUGAAGUACAGAAUUCAUACAACCGUCAUUCAUACGUUAUAUGGCCGUGUUCCGGCCCUCCAAUCGUGAAACACCCUGAGCUAGUACAGCACAUUCUCUGGGGAAUGAUCGACAUGCCCACCACGCCUACACCCCGCGACCACGUAGCAAGGCAGCGAGGACUACUUAUGACUUGGCAUUCUGAUACCCUCGAACAUCCCUUCUUCCUUCCACUGUUACUGCCGGCACAGAUGCCCUCGACAGUCGCCCUGGCCUAUGUGUGUCUCGGAGGUUUUGUUGUAGCUCUCUGCAUCAACGAGGUCGUGGUCGCGACUCUCUUCGGUAUACUUGUUGGGCCGUAUUGCGCCAAUAUCUUCAAUCCCCACGACUGGGGUGCCGAGUCGAACAAAAUCACUCUCGAAGUUCUGCGGGUGGUGCUGGCUGCCGGUCUGUUCGCGAUUGGGGUCGAGCUGCCGAAAAGUUACAUGGCCCAGCACGCGAAGGGGCUGCUGAUUCUCGUCGUGCCAACGAUGGCCGUUGGCUGGUUCGUUGUUGCAGGCCUGAUACACGUCCUGUUCCCCAAACUUGAGUUUGUGUCGUGCUUGGUUAUCGCCGCGUGUCUGACCCCGACCGAUCCGAUCAUCUGCGCGUCCAUCGUAGGUGGAAAGUACGCCGCCAGGCAUGUCCCGCUCAAGCUGCGCCAAGUCAUCUCGGCCGAGUCUGCUGCCAACGAUGGGCUGGCAUACCCCUUUCUUUCCAUCUCCCUCUACUUGACACUCGAGGCUUCUCGAGCGGAGGCAUUCAAGAAAUGGGUCCUCGUCGGAUGGCUCUACCAGGUCAUCCUCGGAAGUGUCAUUGGUGCUGCACUGGGUGCUGUCAACGCGAUAGGCAGUGACGAUCUGCUUGCUGCUUUUGCCGCAGGUAGCGCGAUAUCUUGGGAUGGUCGCUUCAAUGAUGUCACCGAGGACGAGAUAUUCUGGCCAGUGAUCGACCUCGUCCUCAACUGCGCCUGUUUUGUGUACAUCGGCGCCUGGAUUCCAUUCGGAUCCUUCGAUGGGCCUGCGCUGGGUAUCACGCCCUGGCGAUUGAGGGCACUGCUGAUAGCUGUCAUAAUUGUGCGCCGGAUCCCUGCUGUGCUGAUGUUGUACCAUUGGGUUCCGGAGAUCGAAGGUUGGAGGGAAGCCCUGUUUGCAGGACAUUUUGGGCCGAUGGGCGUCGGCGCGGUCUUCGUCUCCACCAUGGCUCUCACUCGGCUUGCGCCCCCGCAAAACGGCGACGACCCCGAGACACAAGUUGCCAUUCUUGCUAUGUGUCUCCAGCCGAUUGUUGCGUUCCUUGUUCUCGGGUCUAUAUUCAUUCACGGGCUCUCAAUACCGCUCUCGUGUUUCCUCCGAAGCAUUGUCAAGCCACCUCUGGGGAUGAACACGUCACCAGCAUCCACCGUCGUUGCUCCCGUAAUAGAACUUGAGUUGGACAGGACGAACUUCGGCCGCGAUAAAGUUCACUCAACCGUGCUGGGCGCACACCCGACUGGCGAAGAUGCGGAUCCACGAGCAGGUCCCGAUGCUGCACAACCCCACGACUGCGAUCCAUAAGUUGAUCUGAAUGUGUCUGUAUUUAUGGAUAAACAGAGUAAAAAGACUGCUCGAUUGUCUCUAGACCGCUGCCACGAAAGUGGCACAUCGCUUUGCUAUAUCACAACGGAAGCUUGCAGAUAGCACGCCGGCACUUGUAGGAAAGCACAGACAAUCCGUGGGCCAAUUAUGGGGUGUUCUCUGCCCUUGUCGUCGACAACUCCAGCGUCCACGUCAGGAGCUAUUCGACAGGACGGAGAAUAUUGAGUGGUCCGUCGUUGUAAGAUGCUGCUCAUCCCAAUAUCAGUCCAAAUCGAGAUCCUUCUCGUCCGGUGCAAUAAAGACGAGAGGCUCAAUGGAACAUCCAACUGCCCAAACGAACCGGCCAAGAGCUAAGGUUGCUCUGCUAACAACAGCUCCAUGGAGGAGAAGUAAUUGUGCAUUUGUGCGUUCUCGUAGAGGCGAGCAGCUACAACGCAUCCGGCCGUUUCUCCGCCGCCGACGAUGUAGAUCUAUGUGCUUCCCGAAAUGUAGGUCAGGGUUUAGUAGGUACCGCGUAUAUGGUUCCGAAUAUCUGAUAUGUAACCCCGACGUGUGUAGUGACCUCAAAGGUCACACGCCUUACAUAAUUGAUAUUGCGUUUGUU
Messenger RNA from Mycena citricolor, 3950 nucleotides. NCBI's taxonomy places the organism in Eukaryota, Fungi, Basidiomycota, Agaricomycetes, Agaricales, Mycenaceae. The record is from the annotation of a GenBank genome assembly.